GAUCCACGCAAAAAGAUCAAAAAGCAAGACAUCAAUUGCCAGCCCACACUCUGCAUUCUGAAAAUAAUUUUGUUAGUUUGGAGUGAAAGCCAUGGCAUCUUUGGCAAACUUUGCUGCAGUGCAGCCUACCACCAAUGUCAAGGGCCUAGCUGGAAGUUCCAUUACUGGAACUAAGCUUCAUCUCAAAUCAUCUCGCCUCAAUUUGAAGCCCACUAAAUCCAGGGCUGGCCCUGUGGUCGCCAAAUAUGGUGACAAGAGUGUAUACUUUGAUUUGGAGGAUUUGGGCAACACCACUGGCCAGUGGGACUUGUAUGGAUCAGAUGCACCUUCACCAUACAACCCUCUUCAGAGCAAGUUCUUUGAGACAUUUGCUGCUCCAUUCACCAAGAGAGGCCUUUUGCUCAAAUUCUUGAUAUUGGGAGGUGGCUCCACCCUCGCUUACUUCAGUUCGACAGCAUCAGGGGAUAUCCUACCAAUCAAGAAAGGUCCACAACUUCCACCCAAGCUCGGCCCACGUGGCAAGAUCUAAUUGCUUUUUGAUCCAAUUAUCAACCUUCUAUUUGUAAUUGAUGUAUGUUUCCCCAGUUUGUGUAAGUAUAAUUGAAGACUUUCCAUUAUAUCAAGUUAUAUCUUAUGGUAAAUUUGUGGCAUUGCUUUCUUA
This is a messenger RNA of Nicotiana attenuata, 661 nucleotides long. RefSeq names its product photosystem I reaction center subunit VI-1, chloroplastic-like. NCBI's taxonomy places the organism in Eukaryota, Viridiplantae, Streptophyta, Magnoliopsida, Solanales, Solanaceae. The transcript is spliced from 3 exons. Gene Ontology annotation, cellular component: photosystem I; chloroplast thylakoid membrane; photosystem I reaction center. The record is from RefSeq and is a predicted model, not a curated record. The coding region runs from base 92 to 529 and encodes 145 amino acids. Gene Ontology annotation, biological process: photosynthesis.